UUUUGCUCGUCCAGGGAAAGGAUCAUGGCUUGGUAAAGGCAACCUGGAGACAGGACCAGACCAGUCCAGUAUGUCCUUAGAGAAUCUAGUGUUUGGCGCUGGCUACUGCAAACCCACUUCUUCAGAGGGUAGUUUUUACGUUCCUUCAGAAAAUUGCAUGCAGCAUGCAUACAAAUGGCAUAAGGACCUGUGUCUUCUGCUCUUGAAUGCUCAUAGAGGACUUCAUAUGUACUACACUCUAAUAAUGAAGGAGAUUCCUGACUUACCACAGCUGAAGUUGGAGGAGUUAUCUGUGGAAGACACGUUAUCUCAGUUUUGUACGGAACUUCAGCUGUUGAGCAAUCCAGAGAAGAUAGCAGAACAGAUAAGCAAGGACCUUGCCUGGCUUUGCUCCCAUCUCUUGGCCCUGUGGACCCAAUUCCUGGAAGUAGCAACGCUCCAUCCGGAAGUCACAGCUUAUCUGACUCAGGAACAUCACAUGCUAAGGGUAAGAAGAUUCUCAGAAGCCUUCUUCUAUACUGAGCACCGGAAACUCGCUGUGUUGACGUUUCAGGAAGGCCUGAUCCAAAGUCACGGACAUAUUUCUACAGAAAUUCGGAAUUCAGAGUACUUCACCAGCAUGCCCCCUCUGCCAGCAGAAUGCCUUGACAUAGAUGGGGACUGUAACACACUCCCGGUUAUAUUUGAAGACAGGUACAUGGAUUUGCCUUGCAAAGGUGAGAAUUUUGAUGUUUUCCCAGAUUUUGAGGUUGCAGCAGACACCCAAGUGGAUGCAAUAGUCAAUGAGGAAGAUUUUGCAUCAGAUGAUGCAGCAGAGAAAGGAGACUUUGGAAAAGGUACCCUGCUAAUUCACACAGAUAGAAUAGAUGGGAAUCCCUCCUGCGUAUAUGGUGGUACUGAAGGUGCUGCUUGCACAGCUAAAGGCUUAAACCAGCACUCCACAUCUCAGGUAUGUACAGUGAACAUAGAAGGCCAAAGGAAACCAGAAAAUAUUUUUGUUUCAAGUAAGGGAACUGCUUCUAACUUGGAGCCAGGCAAUACAGAAUGCACAUCAGAGGAUUUGAAAACCUCUGAGGAUGCUUCAUUAAAAGACAGUAGACUCGCACCAGAUGUUACCUUUGGAGAUACAAAACCUAGCAAUAAGGAUUCCCUAAAAAGUGAACCCAUGUUAAUCGUUAGCACUCAGGAUGACUGCGGAACAUGUGAAACUGAUGGCUUGGAAAGCAGAACUGCAUUACAUAAAACGGUUGAAUCUCCUUGUCCCGCAAAUAAUUUCGCUCCAUCUGAACUUGCACUAAAAGAACUAACCAGUCUUGAGAAACCAGUAGACCUAGAUGCUAAGGCUCUGUUACCUGUUUUGAAAGCUUUGCCCACCCACAGUGUGGAAAUGAAAUUGUUCACCAAGGAGCAACGAGCUGAGGAAGGUGAAGAGUUUCCUCUGAUGUCAGGUGUUAUAAAGAGGUCCUCUUCAAUAAUAUCUGAUUCGGGCAUUGAAAGUGAACCAAGCUCAGUGGCAUGGUCUGAUGCCCGUAGCCGGGCGCUGGAGCUGCCCAGCGAUCGAGAGAUCCUGCACCACUUGGUACGGAGACAUGCCAUUCACCGAAAUUCCCUGGAGGGUGGCCACACAGAAAGCAAUACUAGCUUGCCCAGUGGGAUCCAAGCAUCGCUCACGUCCAUUAGCUCUUUGCCCUUUGAGGAAGAGGAGAGAGAAGUAGAGCUUACCAAACUGACCAAAUCUGUUUCAGCUCCUCAAAUCAGUAGCCCGGAAGAGCCUGUGGAGGAGGUGGAUAUAUCCAAACACAGUGAAGUGCCCAAUGGAGCUUCAGGAGGAAACUUAAAAAGUUGCAUGGAGUCAGAGAGUGGAGACAGCCCAUUAAUUGUGAACUCUUCUGGAUGUCAACUUGCCACUGAAAGUAGCCGACUAGAACUGACUAGAACCAAAACAAACAAACCCCUCACAAACCCCUCUGACAAACACAGUAGCAGUAACACUGAGUUACAAAGGGAAGAGGAGAAAGAAGGUUUUUCAGAGACAUAUUGCAGUUUGGAAUGUGCAGAAACACCUCAAAAGCAGCUCAGAUAUGAUGCUUCUGAAUGCCCAACAGUGGAGAGCAAUGAUGAGUGCAGCUUAAAAACAUCAAGGGCUUUUAGUUAUUUGGACAUGAACAUAGAUAAUUUUGAUACAUGCAUUGAGGAUCCAAAAGAUGAGCCUAAGCCAGAGAGUUUGAACAUACAGCAAGGCUUUUAUUCCAGUUUGGGGGUAUCAGGAGAGGAGAAUCUCUCACACAACGUGGAGCUGGUGCCAGAGUUUUGCUAUCCUGUUCCAGCCCCUUUGGAGACCUCCACCAAAUUUGGUCCAGUGCAAGAAGAGAGUGAUGACACUGCUGCUGACAAAAGUGUGGCAGUAUAUGCAGAAAUGCAAGGGUUGCAAGAAAUUGAGCUCAACAAUUCACCCACCUCAGCACAGCCUGCUGUGGGAUCCCGCCAGGCUGAAUUUCCUCAGGAACUUGUCAACCGAGAGCAUAAACUUGUAGCUAAUGGAACUGGGUUUCACUCGGUGAUAACGGAGGGGGUAGCACUGGAAAGCAAAAAGUCUACUGAUGUGGUUAAUUUGUCCAUCUCCUGCACUGCCACGUGUCUUCCCUUCUCUUCCGUGCUCAAGGAGACCCCAGCCAUGGUCAACUUCUCUUCAAAGCAGGCUGCAUUUCCCAUCACACACCAGCCUCUGGGUUCUUUCGGAGUUGUCUCUUCCAAUUUGAAUGAGAUGGAUGAAGAGGCCAAUGAAAGGAUGCUGAAUUUUUAUCAGGCCAAAGAAAAAUUUAAAAAAGAAAUGAAGAUUGAAGGAUUUCUGUACAGUGACUUAUCUGUACUAGCUUCUGAUAUCCCAUAUUUUCCACCAGAGGAAGAGGAAGAAAAUUUGGAAGAUGGAAUUCACCUGGUUGUCUGUGUCCAUGGGCUGGAUGGCAACAGUGCAGAUCUGCGGUUGGUAAAGACGUUUAUAGAACUGGGGCUCCCAGGUGGAAAACUGGACUUCCUAAUGUCGGAAAGAAACCAGACUGAUACAUUUGCUGAUUUUGAUACAAUGACUGACCGAUUAUUGGAUGAAAUUAUUCAGCAUAUCCAAUUAUAUAACCUCUCCAUAUCCCGAAUAAGUUUUAUUGGACAUUCCCUUGGCAACGUCAUCAUCCGAUCUGUACUAACUCGACCCAGGUUUCGUUAUUACCUCAACAAAUUACACACCUUCCUGUCCCUCUCCGGGCCUCACCUGGGAACACUUUACAACAACAGUACUUUGGUUAGUACAGGUCUGUGGCUCAUGCAGAAGUUGAAAAAAUCAGGGUCGCUUUUGCAACUGACCUUCAGGGACAAUGCAGAUCUGCGCAAGUGUUUCCUCUAUCAGCUCAGCCAAAAAACAGGUCUUCAAUACUUUAAAAACGUUGUGUUAGUGGCCUCGCCUCAAGACAGAUAUGUACCCUUUCAUUCAGCAAGAAUAGAAAUGUGCAAAAAUGCACUUAAAGACAGACACACAGGUCCUGUUUAUGCAGAAAUGAUUAACAACCUACUGCAGCCAUUGAUUGGGGCGAAGGACUGCACUUUAAUACGACAUAAUGUGUUCCACGCUCUGCCCAACACCGCCAACACACUGAUCGGUCGUGCAGCCCACAUUGCAGUACUGGACUCCGAACUUUUCCUGGAGAAGUUUUUCCUCGUGGCAGGACUCAACUACUUCAAAUAGUGCCUGAAGUAUUGGGUAACAGAAGCAAAAACCAUUUUGUUGAGUGGAGU
Tinamus guttatus (white-throated tinamou) is the source of this 3786-nucleotide messenger RNA. The record is from RefSeq and is a predicted model, not a curated record. NCBI's taxonomy places the organism in Eukaryota, Metazoa, Chordata, Aves, Tinamiformes, Tinamidae.